AUGGACAUCCACCGCUGCCGUUUUGUUCCUUUCCCGGCGUCUCCCAUCAACGCCCUCGCCUUCUCGCACCCACUGCUGUCUGCCAAACGACAGGCUCGGCUAGCUAUCGGCAGAGCAAAUGGCGACAUAGAGAUCUGGAACCCCCUGAACGGGAAUUGGUUCCACGAGACCACGAUACAUGGCGGGCGCGACAGGAGUGUCGACGCCCUGGUCUGGGUCACAGGCGAAGAUGAGACGCUGCAAGACGGGAACGUCAUCGCAGGGAAGUCAAGACUGUUCAGUAUCGGCUACACAUCCACGGUCACCGAGUGGGACCUAGAGAAAGGAAGGGCAAAGAAACAUGCCAGCGGACAGCAUGGCGACAUAUGGUGUCUCGCCGCCCAACCUGCGCCUCUAAAGGAGUCUCACAGCCAACCCCAAAGGCUUGUGGCCGGUACCAUCGACGGUAGCAUUGUGCUGUACUCGAUCGACGACGACGACCUUCAGUUCCAACGGACACUGGUCAAGACCGCCAAGAAGAACAUCAAGAUGGUCAGCAUCGCUUUUCAGUCCCGACAGGUAGCCGUCAUCGGCUGUUCAGACAGCUCCAUCCGCGUAUACGACCUGAGGAGAGGAGAGCUCCUGCGCAAGAUGACGUUGGGUAAGGAUCUUAUUGGCGGUUCUAAGGACAUCAUCGUCUGGUCCGUCAAGUGUCUGAAAAACGGCGACAUUGUUUCCGGAGACUCGACUGGCCAGAUCUGCAUCUGGGACGGCAAGACUUAUACACAAGCGCAGAGGAUCCAGGGCCACAAGUCCGACGUUCUGAGUCUUGCCACUGCUGUGGAUGGGCAGACCAUCGUCAGUGGCGGCAUGGACCGGCGAACAGCGCUGUACCGUCCCAUGAAGAGCGAUCCUUCUCGCUGGCAAAGGGUUUUCUACAGGAAAUACCACGAUCACGAUGUCAAGGCCAUGGCCUCUUUUGAGGGUCUGGGUAUGAGUGUCGUCGUGACUGCAGGUCCGGAUGCCACUCCUGUCGUCAGUCCUCUGCGCCAGUCCGGAGUAGAGAAUCACCGAACACUCUCGCACCUACCCCAAUCUGUCCCGUUGCAAAGUGCGCCUCAAGCCCGCGUGAUCGUUAGCUGGUGGGGCCGAGAAAUCCAUAUCUGGAAAAUGCGACUGUCGAUGCAAGAGCUUCUUGACAGCGACGAUGUCGAACAGAGCAAAAAGAAAAAUCGUCCGCGGCUUGGCCGAAUCUUCAUUAAGGGAGAGUCGAACAUUACUUCAUGUUCCAUCAGCAGAGAUGGCUCGAUCCUUGUCGUAUCAACAGCCACAGCCGUCAAGGCAUUUCACCUCACAAUUCCCAGCGACGACCAGAAGCAAGAAUUGAAGAUCCGCAAGCUUGAGGUUCCAUCCACCAUCGAAAGCGCAGGGGCCACAAUAGUUCAAAUCUCUCCGAAUGGGCGAUGGUUAGGCUGGAUCCAGGAGGGAAGUCAGGUCCGCAUCGCGAAGAUAACACGGGAGGACUCGGGGAUUUCGAUACAGCCACGCCCUGCAAAGCUGACCCGAUUGCGAAGGAACAUUCCCAAGCACGUACGGUUAGGCGGCCUGGGCAAUUACGAAAGACGCGUAACGCAUAUUACAUUCUCGCCAGACAGCAGUAUUCUCGCCACCGCUGACUUGGCAGGGUACGUCGACACUUGGAUACUGCAUGACGGUGGCGUGCAGAAUGGCGCAGCAUCAGCAGAAGACGAUGCCGCGUCCUCUUCAGACUCGAGCGAUUCGUCAGGCGAUGAGGAUGCAUCAGAAUCUGGUCCUACCUGGAUUCGUAAUCCUAAAGCACCACUCUUUCCAAAACUGUCACAGGCGCCAGUAGCACUGUCUUUCUCUGACGACGCCCUCGGGCCGAAACUCCGGAACGAAGGCGAGGAAGGAUCAGACAGCUACGUCCUCUUGGCUGUCACGGCAGCCUCGCGCAUCUACACAUUCAAUCCCUUGGAGGGGUCUUUGACCAAGUGGUCACGGAGGAAUCCCGUAUGGAAGCUGCCUGAGGAGAUUCGUGCCACCCGAGACCUGAUCAAGGGUGUCGUGUGGUCAGGCUCCAGAAUUUGGAUGUACGGUUCUUCAUUCGUCUUCAUGCUUGAUAUCUCGCACGACGUCACAGAGCAGGAGUCGGGAUCCUCGAAGAAAAAUCGGAAGCGCAAGCGUGGAGCCGACAGUGGCGCGGGAAGUAAGACGGAGACUGGCGCACUCGCACCACAACGAGUACGCAUGUCACUUGCAGAAGCUGGCAAGACAGGCGAGUGGGUAGAUGUGGAGAUGGCAGACGCCGAGCCAGGCAGAUGGAACCGUGUGGACGAUCAGAGGGCGAGGAAGAUGCGCCCCGGCGCGGGGGAGCAGCGCAAGAAGUGGUGGCAUACUUUCAAGUACCGGCCGAUACUUGGUGUUGUGCCGCUGGAGGGCGGAGACGGAAAUGGCAAGACAAAUGGCGUCAAUGGCAGCAGCAAGAAGGCGGCCAUAGAGAUACCACCGAUCGAGGUUGCGCUGGUUGAGCGGCCAAAGUGGGAUGUUGAUGCGCCCACUCGCUACGUGGAGGAUUAA
Diaporthe citri is the source of this 2577-nucleotide messenger RNA. RefSeq lists its product as uncharacterized. The coding region runs from base 1 to 2577 and encodes 858 amino acids. The transcript has 3 exons. The record is from RefSeq and is a predicted model, not a curated record. Gene Ontology annotation, molecular function: RNA binding; protein binding. Gene Ontology annotation, biological process: maturation of SSU-rRNA from tricistronic rRNA transcript (SSU-rRNA, 5.8S rRNA, LSU-rRNA). Gene Ontology annotation, cellular component: small-subunit processome; t-UTP complex; 90S preribosome. NCBI's taxonomy places the organism in Eukaryota, Fungi, Ascomycota, Sordariomycetes, Diaporthales, Diaporthaceae.